Molecule: messenger RNA, 3543 nt
Organism: Fusarium musae
Lineage: Eukaryota; Fungi; Ascomycota; Sordariomycetes; Hypocreales; Nectriaceae
Exons: 3
Coding region: 1-3543 (1180 amino acids)
Molecular function (GO): NAD+ poly-ADP-ribosyltransferase activity
Source: RefSeq, a predicted model, not a curated record
AUGGGUCUCAAGCAAUUCAAUCUCGACCUCAGGGCCGCGAUAGAAGCUCUUGAUAGCUUCCCUAAUGUAUCAAAUCUGCACAAGGGCGAUUCCGAGGGAGAGAUGGCUUUCACUUAUACGCCCGAAGCAGAACAUGGAGCCGAACUACCUUCCAUCGACAUCCAAGCCCUAUCAAAGGAUGCAGACUCGUACCCAAAACACCCGGGCUUCAUGAUCUUCACUUCCUCAGAAACACCAAAAGACUUAGAGAAGUGGCUGGAAGAGACCUCUAGCUUGACCGAUGGCAUUACUAUCGCUGAUGCCAUCACAUUGAUAUCUGGGAUGCUAGCUAAAAAGCUGAGCACUUCCGAAGACCCAACUUCACAGACACCCUAUUACGGCGAAGAAUCAGAUGAUGAUGAUAUACUCUCCGAUGACGAUGACUCCUUCUAUGAAGCCGAGUUCGAUGAGAUAGAUAUCGACCCAUUACUGCCUAGCACAUCUGCCGCGGAGCACGCCGCUGAAGCCGAUGAUCCAGAAUCAAUGAUACGUUUGAAGCGUCACUUGCGAGAAGCCAAACGAGAGGGGUUCUGCAUCUCCAUCUCCCCCGAAGAAAUACGCCAGUCGUCUUUCGGUAUCUUCUCGCUCUCUAUUCAAGUAUGCAAACUUGGAAUCCCUGAAGAUGCCCUGGAAGCUUGGGGUAUUGAGCCGACAGAAAACAUCGUCAUGCUUUGCAAGCUGCCAUCUACUUAUCCUCAUGCAUUAGAUUUCCAACGUCUUUCUCCCGACCAGUCUCGGAUGAGCUUCAAACUUGGAGCGGAAGAUCCAGUAAUGCUAAAAGACGGGGACGAAGAGAGCGCUGGAUCCUUUAUUCCGCUCUUUAUGUCAUUGUCUCUUGACGCACUCCUUAACCGUUUCUUCCCAGCUCUUCUACGGCUGCGAAGAUCAGAAGGAAUAUCGUGGGACGAAGCACGAGAACUGGAAUACAACUUGAGCCUAGGUCACCAUUCGAGAGACAUGUUAGAUCACGCUCAAGACACAAUUGUCUGUCAGGACCGAGAGUCAUCUGAUGAGUCGUUUGAGCUCGAGUUCCUUCGGCAUGAUUACCUGUCAAGCAAUGCAGACGAGCUCAACAUUAUUCUUGUUGCGAUGCAAUUCGGCCUCCAGAGGUUGAUCAAAUGCACCAAGUACUGUCUGGUUUGCCAUCGAAGAGCAAAAGGAGGGUUUGAGGCCAUAAAACCUUUCGUUUGCGAGAAUGAGCUUUGUCUCUACCAGUAUUUGUCCCUGGGUUUCGGCCAGAGCAUCGAACACGAGAUUAUCAACAACCCAUACGUGGUCGACCUUCUUGUGAGCUUCUUCUAUGCUGCUGUCAUUCGCUCCCGUCUCCGCGAGUUCCCCAGAGGAUUGGGUCUCAAGUGUCCCUCGUCAGCCUUCACACCGAGUGCUUCUACCCCGGUCAGCGCAGAUGCUUACUUCAAAACUGGCCUGUUGAGGUUUGAAUCCAAAGACCUUCAUACCUGUAGAACUAUCAAAGCGGGCCAUUGGCUGAUGCUUUACGUCCCUGGAGCCAAUACGCUGGAUUCGCAGGCACCAGUCAUGAGAAGACAGCGCGAAAAACAUCUAUGUUAUAUCGAAUCGUGCAUCGAUACCGACUUUACAUUCAAGGUCAUGCAUACGUUCACGAGUCUUGAAACCAUCGGACAGGAAGCUCCAGAAAUUUCUGUGAAUCAAGUCACUCAACCUACCCCGGGUGGUGUAAGAGUAUUGAUUCACAAGUAUGGUCAAGACAUCGACGAACUUGAAAUUGUGCAUCGUGAUGAAGCACUUCGCUUCAUGGCAAGUUGCAUCCCACCCGUGCAAACAAUGAGACAAUACCUCAUAGAGGUACCCGGGCGCCAGCUAUCCUCCUGGAGAGGAAUCGAAGGGUCAACACUCCGUCUGCUGAAUUGGAUCGUUGCCUCGAAUAGGUCACAUAUUGUACUGGACAACCAAGUUACUGGUGCAUCUGCAGCAAAGGAACAAACACAGAAUAGCAGCGCCAGCAGCAGACGUUCCCGCAGCGCGGACCACCAGUGGAUGCAGUUUCGCUUUGCCCAGGGUUCUCCUGAAAAGGAACACAUUUUCUUCGAUGAGCUACAGAAAAUACCGAGAUUCCGAACCGGCAAAACCUACCAAACACUCUUUGCAUGGCAUGGAAGCCCUCUUUCCAACUGGCAUAGUAUCAUCCGAACCGGUCUUGACUUUUCUAACACACUUCAUGGCCGUGCCUAUGGGGACGGCGUUUAUUUGGCAAGAGAUUUCGAUACUAGUUUCGCAUAUUCCGACCGUGAAAAUACGAAAGUGUGGCCAAGCUCAGCAUUGAAGGCCACGAGUGCUAUCAGCAUGUGUGAGAUCGUCAAUAGUCCAUCUCAAUUUGUGUCAACGAAUCCAUUUUUCGUCGUCAACAGGAUCGAUUGGAUACAGUGCCGCUAUCUCUUUGUCCAAACCCAUCUACGGCAACCAGAACCCUCGAUUUCCCCAUCCUGUGAAAGAAUGUUUUCUGAGAGGGUGCAGGGCGAGGACUAUAUCGAACAAGACCCUGCUUAUAAAUUAACUCAUGGAACGCAGCCAGUUCAUAUCCCUCUAUCAGCCAUACCAAAAUCUCGCCGGCGUGCACUCGGAAAAGACCAGCAGAAUGGCCCGGGCUCAUCCAUAGGCCAUCCUAUCGUGGUCGAUGAUUCGGAUUCAAACGGAAGCCCUGAUCUCAACGGCUCAGACUCUUUGGAAAGCCCGGAGACAAGUGAUGAUAUCGAUGUUCUGCUAGCCUCGGAUGAUGAGGGUGAUGCUCUCCAGUCGGUGGGAACACGAAAAAGACGGCGGACGUCUACAGACUCGGGUCUGGGUGAAGCGCAACGGGGACCUGACGAUGUAACACCAUUUCAACCAGGUCAGCUUGACAUUGAUUCUCUUCCUAAGCUUGCUGAGCCUACGUGGGCAUCAUCGUCACCAGCUGCUCUACGCGCACUCAACGGCCAGAUCAAAGACCUACAAAAGACCCAGUCCAAGACCAACUUAGCCACGCUGGGAUGGUACAUUGACUUUGACAAGCUGGAUAAUCUCUUUCAUUGGUUCGUCGAGCUUCACAGUUUCGACAGGGACUUACCACUUGCCAAAGACAUGGCCAGUCAUGGAUGCUCGAGCAUCGUGCUUGAGCUUCGAUUUGGUGCUUCUUUUCCGAUAUCGCCUCCUUUUGUUCGAGUGGUACGGCCUCGCUUUCUACCUUUUGCUCAAGGAGGUGGAGGUCAUGUCACCGUUGGCGGCGCUAUAUGCUCAGAGCUGCUCACAAACUCAGGCUGGUCCCCGGCUCUUUCAUUGGAAAAGGUUUUCCUUGAAGUCAGAUUGAAUCUCUGCGAAAGGGACCGUCCAGCUCGUCUCGAAAUUUCCCGUCAUAUAGGUUUGGGGACAAUGGACUACAGUAUGUUCGAGGCUGUGGAUGCGUUCCGACGAGCGGCUGCAGCCCAUGGGUGGCAGAUCCCUUCCGAUCUUCAGAUGUUGCAAUCCAUGAGUAACGUUACGGAGACUUAG